Messenger RNA from Carcharodon carcharias (great white shark), 1697 nucleotides. Its product is annotated as apolipoprotein A-IV-like. NCBI's taxonomy places the organism in Eukaryota, Metazoa, Chordata, Chondrichthyes, Lamniformes, Lamnidae. Gene Ontology annotation, cellular component: extracellular region; high-density lipoprotein particle; chylomicron. The record is from RefSeq and is a predicted model, not a curated record. Gene Ontology annotation, molecular function: phospholipid binding; phosphatidylcholine-sterol O-acyltransferase activator activity; cholesterol binding. The coding region runs from base 232 to 1083 and encodes 283 amino acids. Gene Ontology annotation, biological process: very-low-density lipoprotein particle remodeling; triglyceride homeostasis; positive regulation of lipid biosynthetic process. The transcript has 4 exons.
GCGGGAAGCAGAGGUUUAUUUGAGCACAGUGUUCAUUAAGCUUGAGGCUGUCACUGCAGCGGACAAGGAAAGGGGACCGCCUAUUCGGCUAUCUGAACAGAGAAUGGACAAGGACGGAUUGACCACCUGCACCUUUCUGUUUCUCGGGGAACCCAAGCAACUAAUGUGCGGGAACUGCUUGUAAAGAAAAAAAUAAAUUGUAUUUAAUUUGCACGGUUUAAGAAAUCCACCAUGUUUCCCAGAGAAAUUUGUGUGCUUCUCGCUGCCAUCUUAUUGUCAGGCUCCCAGGCGGCAGUCAUUGGAGAUCAGGUUCAAGAUGACUUCUGGGAUUACAUCAGUCAAUUGACCGACAAUGCCAAGGGCAGCAUUGACCAAAUGCAGCACUCGGAGAUCAGCCAACAACUCCAUUAUCUUUUAAAGGAUAACCUGCAGAAUGUUAAUGGCUACGCUGAGAAUCUUCACCAGAAACUGGCUCCUCUCACAGAUGAGCUUUAUUUGAAGAUGACAGCCGACACUGAGAAUCUUCAGCAGAGGAUCAGGCAGGAGCUGCAGGACCUGAGAACAAGCCUGUCUCCUUUUGCUGAUGUGGUUCACCAGCAGCUCAGCAGAAACCUUGAAGAAUUCAAUCAGAAGCUGACAACUUACACUGAGGAACUCCACCAGCAGCUGAAGAAUAAUGCUGAGGAACUCCACCAGCAGCUGAAGAAUAAUGCUGAGGAAUUCCGUCAAACUGUGAUUCCCUACACCAAAGUACUUCAGGACAAACUGAAAGAGAAUUCCGAGAAGCUGAAGGAUAUUCUAACUCCAUAUGCUGAACUACUGCAGCAGGAGAUCAAUGAGAAUGUGAAGAAUCUCAGGCAGAAGAUAAUUAUAAAUGCUGAGGAGUUCCGCAGCAAGCUUGAUGAGAAAAUCCAGGAGAACCACAAAAGCCUGGCUCCACUUGUCAAUGACGUCCAGACCAAGAUCAAUCAACAGAUUGGUAAAAUGGCUCAGAGGAUUGUGCCAUAUGCUGAGGAGCUACAAGCAAAGGUGAAUGAGAAUGUGGAAGUUCUGAAGCAAAGUUUGGCCCCUUACAUUGAGUAACUGAAUGUAAAACUCAACAAGAACAUGGGAAGCAUGAACCAAAAUUUGCCCCCAUAAUUGAAGAUCUUAACAGCAACCUUAACCAGAGAAUCAAAGAGUUCCACCAGAACAAGGCUCCCUAUUCUGAACAGCUGCAUCAGAAGAUUGGCCAGAGAGACUUGGCCCGUUUGCAGAUACUCACCGACAUCUUCACGUGCAACUUACUACUUUGUAGGAGAAAUUCUGUCAGAAUUUGGAGAACUGAUUGACAAAUUGAAAGUUAUUCAGUCACACAGUAUGUUGGGAGUAGGGAGCUUUGUUGGAGCAUAGCAAACUGUUUGAUUAUAAACUUCAAUGUGUCUAAAUCACUGAUUGUUAGUAAAUAUUCUGUUUUUUUUAAUGAUCUUAUCUCACUUGCCUAGCUGCUGAGUUUGGGCUUUGUCCUGUCGUAUUCUUGAGAGUUCUGACCAUGUUCUUCUUGCUCAUUGAAGUAAGAUGCACUAGAACACUGGACACAAGAACCGCCACCCAUACCCCCCACUCCCCACAACUUGGUGGACAUUCAAUGGCAUUACCAUCACUGAAUCCCCCAUUAUCAACAUCCUGGGGGUUACUAUUGACCAGACCCAACUGGA